Molecule: messenger RNA, 4903 nt
Organism: Leucoraja erinaceus (little skate)
Lineage: Eukaryota; Metazoa; Chordata; Chondrichthyes; Rajiformes; Rajidae
Gene: wdr11
Product: WD repeat domain 11
Exons: 29
Coding region: 96-3761 (1221 amino acids)
Cellular component (GO): cytoplasm
Molecular function (GO): protein binding
Source: RefSeq, a predicted model, not a curated record
GCCUGUUCCGGUCGGGCCGCUUGCUUCCUGUUUACAUGGCAGCCCGGAAGCCGUGAGUGAAGGGGAGAGGAGCUGGGUCUUGAGGCGCGCCGAGGAUGCUGUUCUCCGUUAACAUCAAGCUCUCCGCCAGGACCUUGACGGGAACAUUCAGCAGCCAGAACAGAGGGGCAGCGGACUGGGGUUGGCAAGGAUUAAUUGCCCAUGGCUGUCAUUCACUUGUUUUGAUAAUUGAUCCAAGGACUUCGCAAACCAUUCAGGUGUUGGAACGGCAUAAAGCAAAUGUUGUGAAGGUGAAAUGGGCCAGGGAAAAUUAUCACCAUAACAUUGGUUCUCCCUAUUCUCUGCGCUUGGCAUCUGCCGAUACCACAGGCAAGAUCAUUGUUUGGGAUGUUGCUACAGGGGCAGCUCGAUGCGAGAUUCAAGAGUACACCAAACCCAUUCAAGACAUGGAAUGGCUAUGGAACCAGGAUGCCUCUCGGGACCUACUAUUAGCAGUUCAUCCACCAAACUAUAUUGUUCUUUGGAAUGCAGACACUGGUACAAAACUAUGGAAGAAAAGUUAUGCAGAAAAUAUACUAUCUUUUUCAUUUGAUCCCUUUGAGAUAUCCAAUCUAGCAUUGCUGACCAGUGAGGGCAUAGUGUUUAUCUCAGAUUUUUCACCAUCCAAACCUCCCAGCAGCUCGGGAAAGAAGGUUUAUAUAUCGAGUCCCCAUUCAAGUCCUGCCCACACAAAACCAGCAGCUACUGGUGCCAAGAAAGCUUUAAACAAAGUGAAAAUCCUCAUCACUAACGAAAAACCAAACGCCGAGUCUGUAACUUUGAACGACUGUCUGCAGUUAUCUUAUAUGCCAUCAAAGAGGAACCAUAUGCUGCUGUUGUACCCCAGAGAAAUCCUGAUUCUUGACCUGGAGGUAAACCAAACUGUGGGCAUUGUGGCAAUUGAAAGAACAGGAGCACCUUUUCUACAGGUCAUUCCUUGUCGUCAACGAGAUGCUUUGUUCUGUUUACACGAAAAUGGUUGUAUAACAUUAAGAAUACGUCGAUCGAAUUCCAGUUCACUGGCGCUCCCCGCUGAAGAGCCGGAUCCAGAUCAACCUGCUCAAGAACUUGCUUAUAAUCUGCAUUGUCAAUGUGAUGCUAUCAGAGUUACUAAGACAGUUCGUCCGUUCAAUAUGGUGUGCUGUGCUGUCAAUGAAAAUUCUGCUGCAUUGAUUGUUAGUGAUGGCAGAGUGAUGUUGUGGGAAUUGAAAUCCAGCCUAUUGGGACCAAAACCUCAUUACAGUUACUCAAGUUCCACAGCCUCUCCGUUGUACUGUCCAGCUUCAUUUUGUGGAAUUCCUUUGAGCACCCAACAAAAAAAGCUUGCAGACCUCUCCUUGGAUAACAUGAUAGGACAAAGUCUAACAGUAGAUGAAGUGUUGCCUAAGGUUCUGCACCAGCAGGGGGUUCAGCUGAAGUUCCUGUUGACUGGCUUGUUGUCGGGUCUUCCACUGCCACCGUUUGUUAUCCGAAUGUGUCCACCCCUUACUACCAAGAACAUAAAGAACUAUCAGCCAUUGUUGGCUGUUGGUACCAGCAACGGAUCUGUGUUGGUUUAUCAUCUCACAAGUGGAUUGUUAUACAAGGAAUUAAGUAUACAUUCCUGCGAAGUCAAGGGCAUUGAGUGGGCAAGCCUGGCCAGUUUUCUUUCUUUUGCUACCUCAACGCCGAAUAAUCUGGGAUUAGUGCGGAAUGAACUGCAGCUGGUUGAUCUAGCAACAGGGAGAAGUAUUGCAUUUAGAGGUGAACGAGGGAAUGAUGAACCACCAAUAGAAAUGAUUAAAAUAUCCCAUUUAAAGCAGUUCCUGGUAGUGGUGUUCAGAGAUAAACCUUUGGAGCUGUGGGAUAUUAGAACUUGUACUCUUCUUCGAGAAAUGGCAAAGAACUUUCCUGCAGUAACAGCAUUGGAGUGGUCCCCUUCCCAUAACUUGAAGAGUUUGCGCAGAAAGCAGCUUGCAGUUCGAGAAGCCAUGGCCAGACAAACUGUAGUUUCUGAUACUGAAACCAACAAUGUUGAGUCACCUAUGAUCAGUUUGCUACAGGAGGCAGAAAGUAAAGCUGAAUUUAGCCAGAACAUCUCUGCACGUGAGCACUUCAUAUUCACUGACAAUGAUGGACAAGCCUUCCAUCUCACUGUGGAAGGAAAUGUAAUGAAGGAUGGAGUCCGAAUUCCACCAGAUGGAGACAUGGGCAGCAUCACGUGCAUUGCGUGGAAGGGGGAUGUCCUGGUGCUAGGCGAUGUCGAUGGAAACGUGAACUUUUGGGACUUAAAAGCUAGGCUUUCAAGAGGAAUUCCUACACAUCGUGGUUGGGUAAAGAAGAUUAGAUUUGGUCCUGGAAAGGGAAACAUGAAACUUCUAAUGAUGUUUAACGAUGGAGUUGAAGUAUGGGAUACCAAGGAGAUUCAGAUGGUAAGCAGCUUGAGGACAGGUCGGAAUGUCAGCUACAAGGUCCUUGACAUAGACUGGUGCAGUUCUGAUAAAGUUGUUCUGGCUUCAGAUGAUGGCUGUAUCCGAGUUCUGGAGAUAGCAAUGAAAUCAGCAAGUUACAGGAUUGAUGAGCAGGAAUUAACAGAUCCAGUUUGGUGUCCUUACCUCCUCCUUCCCAGAUCUUGUCUUGUAUUGAAAGCUUACUUGUUGCAUCAACCAUGGAAUGGACAGUAUUCACUCGAUAUUAUGCAAAUCCAAUAUUCUGAAAAAGAAGAAAUAAAAUGUCUUAUGCAGGAACAAUUGAACUCUAUAUCAAAUGACAUCCAGAACCACCUUCUAGAUCCCGAGUUCCAACUGCUGCAACGGUGUUUGUUGGUGGCAAGGCUCUUUGGUGAUGAGGCAGAACUCCUAUUCUGGACAGUUGCUGCUCAUUAUUUGUACAGGUUCUCAAAAAGAAAAGACCUUGUUGUACCGUCUGGCAUACAAGAGAACGCGGCCAGCCCACUGGAUAUUUGCUACGAUAUUCUGUGUGAGAGUUCCUACUUCCAGAAAUCUCAAAUUGAGCGAGUUAACCUGCAAGAGGCAAAGAGAACAACGUAUGAUCACACAAGGAAAUGUGCAGACCAGUUGCUUUUAUUAGGUCAGACGGACAGGGCAGUGCAGCUGCUGCUCGAAACAAGCGCUGAAAAUCCAAGCUAUUACUGUGACUCCCUGAAAGCUUGUCUAGUUACCACCAUCACUUCUUCAGGUCCUUCCCAGAGCACCAUAAAACUGGUGGCUACUAACAUGAUAGCAAACGGAAAACUAGCAGAAGGUGUCCAACUGCUUUGCCUAAUAGAUAAAGCUGCAGACGCUUGUCGAUAUCUGCAGACCUAUGGAGAAUGGAAUCGAGCUGCAUGGCUCGCAAAAGUACGUCUAAACCCAGAGGAGUGUACAGAAGUGCUGAAACGGUGGGUAGACCAUCUUUGUUCACCACAAGUGAAUCAAAAGUCAAAGGCCAUCCUAGUCCUUCUCUCAUUGGGCUGUUUUAGAAAAGUUGCUGAAAUGCUUCAUAGCAUGCGGUACUUUGACAGAGCUGCACUAUUCCUGGAGGCUUGUCUCAAGUAUGGAGUUAUUGAAGUAAAUGAAAAUACAGAGAAAUUUUACAAUGCAGUUUAUGCAGAUUAUGCGAGGUACUUAAAGAUAUUGAAUCUGAAGGAAGGGGCAAUUCUCUUUUCUACUAAAGCAGGAGAUGCUGGAGCUGAACUACUCAAGGACCUGCAUCAGAGCAGAGAAGAAAAAACGACUUCAUGACUUGAUCUUUGAAAAAACAGUGGCCCUCUUGAGCUUCAAAGCUUACCCUAAUCAGUCGAUGACUAGAAAGUAAUGUAUUAAAUGUCACGUUCCAGUUUCUAAUUUUGAUCUGAUUAAGAUACAUUCCAGUUGUUGUUGCAGUGAAAAUGGGCAAAAAUCAUUUGUAUAGGAGAUUCUCCAUGCAGUGCUGUUUGGUAUGUUUAGAAUUUUUGAUACAGUGGAAACUCAUUUUUUGUUUAUUGCUUCCACAUUGAUGAAUAAUCUGGUUAAAAUUUCUCUAUAGCACCUAUUAGUUAUAAAUUUGUUAUGGAUGCCUAUAUGGAAUCUCACAAGCAACAUUGUCUGUGCAGUUAUCACUUUGACAACUAGGUUUUUUUCAUUAGGCAAAAGUGUGGACUUCUUAUCAUACGAGGUCAGAAAAUGGUUUCUGAGUGUCAUUGCACUUCAAGUUUCCUUGCUAUUUAGCAAUAUUACAGCAAUUAACUGUAUUUGUUGCUUGAAUAAUCAGGUUUAUUGAAAUGUGGAUAAAUGAUUUGUAAAAUGAAGUACGUGGUAUUGUUGUUCAACCUUGUUCUUAAUUCAAUGUUUACUUUGUGUAAAUUGCUACUCCCCCAAAAAAAGAAGAAACAAAACUGUGUUAGGGAGGUUGUGUGCUUGGGCCUGAUGUGCCAGAAGCUGAUGAUACCAUUGGUAUAAAGAAGAAGGUACGGUGAACAAUGACAAAGUGGUCAGAAAUGAUGAGAACAUUCAAACACAGGGUGAAGUAGGUGACUCCUCUCCAGUAAGGAGUUACUGUCAUCUGAAGAGAAGGUAGGAAAAGUAAGAGGAGGAAUAAGGUGAAAAUAAAUUAAAGGAGCAAAUGGUGAUUAUUGGAACCAAAUAUUUCAUUCAUCAUAUGCUUAAAUAAUUUUGUGCUAACGUGCUGGUAAAUUAUAUUGCAAGUUUGCUUGUGUUCAGUGUACUUGUGCACAAUUAACAUGAUUACAAACAUCCAUCACACAAAAUUGAUUUAUUUUGCUAUCGCAGUUUUUUCUCUACGUACAGGAAAUAACUAAACUCAUCCAUUUGUAUGGAUCUGCCUGUUGUUUUUCUUUUCCAGUACAAUAAAAGUACGAUGCAAGCAUCAUUUAUCACUUUCAUAA